GAUCGCUGCCUUCCGGCCGGGCCGUUGUCUGGGUGGCGAGGGCGAGUCAUCGCGGGGCCUCGCCGCCUGGGUCUUUCUUCCCUCCCCCCGCCUGGGCGUGGGGGCUCGGCCAGCCCAGUGGGGCGGGAGGCGACUCGGACCUUCCCCUUCAUUUCGUUCUGGUCGGCUCACCGCUUACCCGCGCUGGGGCCUGGGGUCCUUGGGGCCCGCGAGGCCCGGUCUGAGAGGCCGGGGCCUACGUGGGCCGGCCGCCGGGCCCCAUGAGGCACAGCCUGACCAAACUGCUGGCGGCCUCGGGCACCGACUCCCCAGCCCGCAGCGAGAGCCCGACGCAGGCCGCCACCCGCCCGCUGCCCCCGAACCGGACCCGGGCGGCGGCGGCGGCGGCGGAGGAAGAGCCGGCGGCCUCCAGAUCUCCCUGCCGCGAGCAGCCGCGCGGCGAAGAGGCCGAGCUGGAGGACGCGAGGGGGGGCCGCGGCGGCGGCGGGGCGGGGCGCGCGCCCUCGCCGGAGGAGAUGGAGGAGGAGGCGAUGGCCGGCGUCCCCGGGGAGGAGACGGAGGACAUGGACUUCCUGUCCGGGCUGGAACUGGCCGACCUGCUGGACCCCCGGCAACCGGACUGGCACCUGGAACCCGGGCUCAGCUCGCCCGGGCCCCUCUCGUCCGGCGGAGGCUCGGAGAGCGGCGGCCUAUGGAGAGGGGACGACGACGACGAGUCCGCGGCCGCCGAGAUGCAGCGCUUCUCUGACCUGCUGCAGAGGCUGCUGAACGGCAUCGGAGGCUGCGGCAGCGGCAGUGACAGUGGCAGCGGCGAAAAGAGGCGGAGAAAGUCCCCCGGAGGCGGCGGCGGCGGCGGCGGCAGCAGCGGCAGCGACAGCAACAGCAACAACCAGGCGGCGACAAAGAGCCCCCGGAAGGCGGCGGCGGCUGCCGCGCGUCUGAAUCGGCUGAAGAAGAAGGAGUACGUGAUGGGGCUGGAGAGUCGAGUGCGGGGCUUGGCCGCCGAGAACCAGGAGCUGCGGGCCGAGAAUCGGGAGCUGGGCAAGCGCGUGCAGGCACUGCAGGAGGAGAGUCGCUACCUACGGGCCGUCCUGGCCAACGAGACCGGCCUGGCUCGCUUGCUGAGCCGGCUGAGCGGCGUGGGACUGCGGCUGACCACCUCGCUCUUCAGAGACUCGCCCGCCGGGGACCAUGACUACGCGUUGCCGGUGGGAAAGCAGCAGCAGCAGCAGCAGCAGCAGGACCUGCUAGAAGAGGACGACUCGGCGGGAGGAGUGUGUCUCCAUGUGGACAAGGAUAAGGUGUCGGUGGAGUUCUGCUCGGCGUGCGCCCGGAAGGCGUCGUCUUCUCUUAAAAUUUUCUUUUUUAGGUGAUUUCCUUCCUGCCAGGCUCCGUUGUAGGGGUUACAGAACAGUGGUUCCCGCCUCACCACCUGUGGAUACAGCUGUUGGGGCAGAAGAGACGGGACCAGCUGCUGGCCACAUUUCCUGCUUUAUUUUAAAAGCUUAGCAGUGUCUGCAAAAGCGAAUCUUUUCCUACAACCUGUGUUAACUGACUGGACUGAUGGUAACAAAGUAGUUGUGGGAGCCAUGUCUGUCAAAAAUUUGGCAUCUGCUGAAAAAAAUGAAUGCCAUUUUCAAGUUCCCAAAUUACUUCUGUAGUGAUUUCACUUUCCAGAAAUGGAGAUUUGAAAAGAUUCUCUGGAAUCCUUGAAAGACUUAAUAGAAAUACAUGAGACUAAGUUAAUUUUGGAACAAAAUAUACUUUUUUUUUGGUCUUUCAAAGGAGUGAUACUCAGUUCUUCGCAUACCUUUUUAAAAAUUGUAACCAUUGGAGAAGAGAAUUAUAAUAUUGCAUCAAGGAGUACUAGAUUCUUUACAUAAUCAAGAGCACAUUCUAUGGAAUUAUGUUUAGUGGAAUAGAAUUGAUAAACAAGCUAUCAGAGAUCACAGGCAUAUCAUGAGUUUGUAUUUAUUUCCUGGAACAUGAAAGAUAAUCUGAAGUACAGACCGAUCUUGCCAAUAGAAUAUGAAAGUUAAUGUAAAGUCCUUAACUAUAAAGAGUAAUCUUUUUAAAUAGAAGCAUUGUCUGUAUAUCUUUGAAAAAGUUGACAUGAUAAAAUGUGGGUAGUUAAUUGCAAUUCAGGGUAAUACCAGGAUGUGUGGAUUCUGAGGUUUUGGCUUCUUGCGCUUUCUCUGAGAGUACUUGACAAAAUUUUUUGAAUAUUUCGAGUUUUCUAAUGAAUGGUAUAUUAGUUUACUAUUUCAUAUAAGUUAAAAUUUCUCUAGUGUUAUGUAAGGGCUUUAGUAUUCUGGAUGAUGGGAGUGGCUUUUUUCAUGGAACAUGGGGUUGUUUUGUUUAAUCGAAACAUUUCUCCAGUUUAUUACAGUGUGAAAAAAACACUCAAAACUCUGGAUUGUUUUAUUUCAUUUUUGUUGGAUUGUGUUAAUACAUUCUUUUACCUGGUCUAGACCUAGCUAUGCUGUCUUAUCUUACAUUUGAGAAGUAUGCAAAUGAUAGAUGUGGGAAAUGGUGUAGACAGUGGUCAGCAAACCUCAGCUCGAGAGCCACAUGCGGCUCUUUGGUCCCUUGAGUGUGGCUCUUCCACAAAAUACCAUGUGCGGGCGCGCAGGUACAGUGCGAUUGAAACUUCAUGGCCCAUGCGCAGAAGUUGGUUUUCUGCCGGGCGAGUCUGUUUUGAAGAAGUGGCGUUAGAACACUCAAGGGGCCAAAGAGCCCCAUGUGGCUCGCAAGCCGCAGUUUGCCGACCACUGGUGUAGGACAUUAGCUCUUAUUUUUUUUUCCAGAAUAAUUUACUAUAACUACUAUACAGUUUAUUAUAUAGUAUUAUACAAACCCUAUUAAAUCCACUCAGUUUCUUGUAUUCUAAGUGUAUUCAGUGUCUGUUAUGCCUUGCAGCAGACUAUUCCGAGUAGCUUCUAAAGUGACUGAUAGGUGUUUUUACAGUACCAAUAGUAUAGCCAACUGUAAUUCUACAACCAAUGAUUAGGCAUCAACUAUUCUGCUUUGAUGGAACAGUGAAUAAUUCACUUUUAAUGAGUAAUUAUAUUUUAAAAGAUGUGAUUACCAAGUUGAGCAUUUUGAAGGUCUAGUUUAAGGUCUUACUAACUUAGGUUUUUAAGCUAAACAAUCUGAUAAUGAGGUAGUAAUAUAUUUUCAAGUUUUUAGUUUUUUCCCAGACACAUUAUCAAUACAAAGUUUUGAGACCCUCCCAAAUGUUUAUUUUUGUAUUUCACUGUGUUUUUUCUUCACAACCUGGAUAGUUAACCACAUAAGCCAGGAAUAAAAAAGGAGGAGGUUUUUCAUCAGAAACUUAUAGAAUGUUUUGUUUGGCCAGCACAAUAUAUUUCACAUAUUUGAACUUUAAUACCUCAAUACUCGGUUCACCAGUUACUCCCUGUUGUCUUAUCAGAUUGAGCUCUGAUCUAGAUUACAAAUGGUCAUUUACUUUGUUUUAAAGUGAAGAAUUAAACUUGGAGGUAUUUUAAAUUUGAUUCAGAAAGUAGCUUUGCAUUAAGAACAUAAUAUAAAAUUAGAGAAAAACUUUUUUUUUUUAAGAUACAGAAAGUUGCUCAUUAACUUUCCUUUCUCAUUACUUUGGUUACUGACAAUAGUGUUUUUAUUACUAGUUUUUUACUUUUCCCCAAUUUGUGCAGUCAGGAUUUCUUACUCAGCUGUUUCCCCAAGUUUUUUAAAAGCCAGUACACAACAGGCUUUAAUAAUUUUUAAAAUUUUGUUGAGCCAAAAUUGCUUGUUUUGAUGAGAAUGUUUUGCUCAAUUUUUAGUUAUUCUAAUUUUACAGUCUAAAAGUGUUGGUAUACAUAGGUGCAGUCACAAAUGGUGUUUAGAACAUUUGUGUACUUCAGCUAAUAUUCAAACUUGAAUUUUAUUGGUGGGCCAACUUCCUUUAGAAUGUGCCUCCAAAUUCUGUAUCUUUCCUAUUAUAUACCCAUUGAGGUCAAUUUCCUAGACCUCCCCCUCUGGAUUUCAGUGUACUUACAGUACACUAAAUUUAUAUUACAAACUUAUAUUAAUUUAAGUAUAAUAUAUGAAUACUUUGUUUUUAGAGCCAAAUAAUUAGAAAUUGUAAAAGACGGAUUUAAAUAGUUUGCUGUCACUGAACUAUUAAAAAUGAUUAUCCUGACUAAGGCAGUGUUCUUUAGGUCUUGGCUACAAAUGACU
Messenger RNA from Eptesicus fuscus (big brown bat), 4203 nucleotides. It is a transcript of the gene CREBZF, whose product is annotated as CREB/ATF bZIP transcription factor. The record is from RefSeq and is a predicted model, not a curated record. The coding region runs from base 261 to 1373 and encodes 370 amino acids. Lineage: Eukaryota; Metazoa; Chordata; Mammalia; Chiroptera; Vespertilionidae. Gene Ontology annotation, molecular function: transcription cis-regulatory region binding; DNA-binding transcription factor activity. The transcript is spliced from 4 exons. Gene Ontology annotation, cellular component: nucleus. Gene Ontology annotation, biological process: regulation of transcription by RNA polymerase II.